AUGGCUGCACCAGCAACUGGCGGGACAACCCCUAAGACAAUAUACAUAGCAGAACUACCCAACGCAGAAAACAUAGUAUUCCGAGACUCUUAUUUUUUUAAGAAGGAGGGAUAUGACCUCCCGUCUCCCGAGGAGAUUCGAGAAAAGGAUAUCGAGAUCAACGGCUUUCGCGCGCGGUCGCCACGCCCUCCACCAAUCCCGUUCGAAGAACUGGGACUAGUCGUCAAGUAUGGCUCUGCCAUCACGAUAGCCGAAGCGCAGUGUCUUUGGUAUUUCAACAAAUACAUGAAAGACGAAGUACCCACACCAGAAUUAUAUGGAUGGUGCCAUGAUAAUGGCGAGACCUUCAUAUAUAUGGAGCUUGUCAAUGCCGAUACGCUGGAAGAUGCGUGGCCGUCAUUUAGCCAAGAAGAUCAAGACGUAAUUUGCGAGCAGCUCCGUAUGUUCGUGGAGGCAUGGCGUAACCUCCGCCAGGAGACGGAACCAUACUUUAUCGGCGAUAUCAUCUUCAGUGACGCGGGCGAUGCGAAUGCCGGCCCGUUCGAAGGCGUAAAGGAAUUCCAUGAUUUCUUCGCGCGCUAUUCCUGUCGCCUACAUCCGGACUGGAACCCUCGCCGGGAUUUUCCCGAGCUAGCCGGCUUGACAGAUGACCAACCGGUGGUUUUUACGCACGGCGACCUAGACAGGAGUAACAUACUCGUCUACCCGAGGAAUGGAGAUACUCCCCCUCGCGUUGCGGCUAUUAUCGACUGGCACCAAUCCGGAUGGUAUCCAAGAGAUUGGGAAUGGCUUAAAGCGCAGUCGAUGUGUUAUGCUUUGAGUGAAGGAGGCCGGGACAUAGCUUGGCUGUUGAAGAUCAGGAAACCAGCGGAUAAAGACUAUCUCAUGGCUUGGGAAUUCAUCGUGGGCUCUUUGGGAUUCUGA
Messenger RNA from Daldinia caldariorum, 924 nucleotides. RefSeq names its product kinase-like domain-containing protein. The transcript has 2 exons. Bases 1 to 924 code for a protein of 307 amino acids. NCBI's taxonomy places the organism in Eukaryota, Fungi, Ascomycota, Sordariomycetes, Xylariales, Hypoxylaceae. The record is from RefSeq and is a predicted model, not a curated record.